Papaver somniferum (opium poppy) is the source of this 3657-nucleotide messenger RNA. RefSeq lists its product as uncharacterized. Bases 295 to 3315 code for a protein of 1006 amino acids. The transcript is spliced from 5 exons. Lineage: Eukaryota; Viridiplantae; Streptophyta; Magnoliopsida; Ranunculales; Papaveraceae. The record is from RefSeq and is a predicted model, not a curated record.
UCAACGAGUCCUUUCUCGGUCUCUGUUUCCCCCAUUCCCGCAGUUGCUUCAACCUGGUGAAGAAGAAGAAGCGGCAACAGUUUAUUCUCUCUCUCUAAAGCUUCUUCACAGAGAGUGAGAGGGAGAGAGAGACACACACCAUUGUUUUUCUGUAGACUUGCUUGAAGAAAUCAGUACUUAAUUUGAAUUCAAGGUGUAACUUUUUCUGCUACCCAUCACUCGUCUUCUCUGUCUUCUUCCCCAAGUGUGCUGUGAUUGUUCUGCAUCUGGAAACUAUUUUAAAGGACGAGAAAGAUGGAGUGCAACAAAGAAGAGGCCAUCAGAGCCAAGGAGAUUGCAGAGAAAAAGAUGCAAGACAAUGACUUUGUGGGAGCAAGGAGAACUGCCAUUAAGGCCCAGCAACUAUACCCUGGUUUAGAAAAUAUCUCCAAGAUUCUAAUUAUAUGUGAAGUACACUGUUCUGCGGAGACCAAAGUAGGGUCUGAAAAAGACUGGUACAGUAUCCUUCAGGUUGAUCAAACAGCAGAUGGGGGAUCAAUUAAUAAGCAGUACAAAAAGCUCGCUCUCUUACUUCAUCCUGACAAGAACACGUUUCCUGGUUCAGAAGGUGCAUUUAAAUUGAUCGGGGAAGCCCAGAAGUUGCUUGUGGACCCCACACGAAGGAAAAUAUAUGAUCUGAAAUGUAAUGCAGCACUGAAGCAGGCUAAAGCAAAGGCAGCUCGUAAUAGAAAUGCAAGAGAAGAAACUGGGGUACAUCCCCAUCGUGGGAAUCCUCAACAGAGUAAUCAGCAAGUACAGCAACAACAACAACAACAGCAGCAAGUACAGCAACAACAACAACAACAACAACAGCAGCAACAACAACAACAAAAGCAGCAAGUACAGCAACAACAACAGCAACAGCAGCAACAGGAAAAGACCCAACCCGAGGUUUUUAAUGGACGAUAUUCAUUCUGGACACUAUGCCCUUUUUGCAGUGUAAGGUACGAAUAUCAGAUACAAUAUUUGGACAAAGGUCUGCGUUGUCCAAAUUGCGUGAAAAUCUUUAUCGGACAUGAAGUGGGUCCUCAAGGGGUGGCAUCUGGAGGUAAAGAGUCGUUUGCUCAAAAGAAAGAAGAUCCAUGCCAGGAUAGUAAAAAAAUAGGAUCUGACAAGGAAUCCACUAUGAAGGUUGGUGGUGUCUCUGAAGCAAAAAGGAGGGAAGCCGCGAACUUGUGCAAAGGAGGUGUAAACAAAGCAAAUGGGAUGGCGACAGAAAAUGGAUCCAGUAUGAAGGUUGGUGGUGAUUCUGAAGCAAAAGGGAGGGAAGCCGCGAACUUGCGCAAAGGAGAUAUAAACAAAGCAAAUGGGAUGGCGACAGAAGAUGGAUCUUCCAGGAAUGGGACCAGAAAGAGGGAAAGCAAGUCAACGGACAACUGCAGGUCCCAGAAGAAAUCAAGGGUGACCGAACCUCCUAAUGCUGCACAAGGUCAGGCUGAAGCAACUGUAGAAAGUGAUGCUUCUAAAACUAAUGAGGCACGUGUUUCCUCGGCUGAUCUCAAGGAAAAUAAGGUGGAGAGACAUAAAGGAUUGGCCCCAGAUGAAAAAAUUUCCCCACAUGAAAAAAGUUUUCUUGACGGGAAGGAUAGAGCUGGUGAAUGUAACAGUGGGAAAGAAGAUUCUGUUGAAGUAGAUAAAGUCCCUUUAGCUGGUUUUUAUGAUUUCAACAAGGAUAAAAGCUUUGCAGCUGGUCAGAUAUGGGCCAUUUACGAUCAUUUUGAUGGCAUGCCUAGAUUCUAUGCUCGGAUCAGGCAAGUUUUCUCAUCUGGUUUUAAGGUGAGGAUGACUUUAUUAGAGGCUGAUUCUGAUGAUCAAUAUGUGAUUGAUUGGAUGACUGAGGACUUGCCUGUUGCUUGUGGUAAGUUCAAACACUCAAAGAAUGAAUACACUGAGGAUCCUAGUAAGUUCUCUCAUAGGGUUGAGUGGGGAAAAAUCCUUGGUAGAUGUCCGUACAUGAUAUAUCCCAGAAAAGGUGAAACUUGGGCACUCUACAAGAAUUGGGACAUUAAAUGGAGCUCUGAUCCAGACAACCACAGAAAUUAUGAGUAUGAAUUUGUUGAAGUCCAUUCAGAUUAUAGCGAGGAAUCGGGCAUUAAGAUAGCAUACCUAGUUAAGAUCAAGGGCUUCGUAAGCCUGUUUAGGCCAACCAUAGCCAAUGGAAAAGAUUCGUUGCACAUACCACCAAAUGAAGUUCUCAGGUUUUCGCAUAGGGUUCCUUCUUAUAGGAUGAGUGGCGAAGAACGAGAAGAUUUUUGUGAAGGCUAUUUUGAACUUGAUCCUGCUUCUUUGCCUAGUGACAUUGAGAAGAUUUCUGAUCCUACACAAGUGGAAGUAAAUAUUGGAAGUGAAGACACUGACUCUAAUGGUUUACUUAAUUCUCCGCGGAUGGAGAGGACUAAUAAGCCACAGGAGAGCACAGAGCCUGAUGAAAAUGCUGGGCAACCUAUUCAGAAGAAUUCCAUUGGUUCAGAUCCGGUGAAUAACCCUGAUGGCUUAGAUACAGUGGGCAGUGUUGGAAAACCAAGAUCCACUUCACCAUUGCCUGUGGACCCCAUUAUGCCCAAUCCAGAAGCAAUGUACUACAACUUUGAGAAAGACAAACUUCCCCAAAAAUUUAUAUGUGGUCAAAUAUGGGCUAUGUAUUGCGACUUAGAUGGACUGCCUAAGUUUUAUUGUCACAUAAAAAAAGUUGAACUGUCCCCGAGUUUCAAAUUGCAGAUAAGAUGGCUCGAGUCGUGCAGUCUACCAAAGGGUGCUACUAAAUUGCUUGACAAACAAAUUCCCAUUUGUUGUGGGACAUUUACACAUGGUUCGAAGGCAGAAUUUGAUGAAACUGCGUCUUUCUCUCAUAUGUCAAGACCAGUUACAUUUAGCAAGACUAGCAAGUUCGAAAUCAACCCAAGGAAAGGGGAGGUGUGGGCGUUAUACAAGAACUUUAAUCCUAAAUUAUCGCAUUCUGAUCUGGAUAAAUGUGAAUACGAGAUUGUCGAAGUCCGCGAAGUGAAACCUCAGCUGAUACAAGUGUUGGUUUUGGAGCAGAAUUGCGAGACUGUUCAUUUUGGAACUAUUUUCAAGAGUAAAAGAAAUGGGCAGGAAAUCACUAUGGAAAUACCAGCAGUUGAUCUACUUAGAUUCUCUUACCAAAUUCCUGCUUUCCAGCUUACGAAUAAAGUACAUGAAAAGCUGCAGGGCUGUUGGGAGCUUGAUCCCAAAGCAUUGCCAGAGUCUUACAUUUUGGACAGGACAGCAAGUGGAAGUGGCAAUAAAGAUCAAUGAAAAGGUAUUCUCGGAUGAUUCGACUCUUGAGUACUUCUCUUAAGGAGUUGGUUCAUCUUCUUAUUUCGUGGAGUUGCAUUUUGCCACUGUGGAGUAAGUGCUUAUGGAUGAUUGAAAUGGAAUGCCUGUCCAUUUGACUGAAACUUGUGAUGUUCAAGGAUAUUUUUGUAUAUAUAAUAGACCCCUUGCAUCAAUUUUUUUUGGAUAUCUUGUUUUUUGUAGAAUCUCACAUGACCUUGAGCAUGAAAUGGAGUUACUCUCUUUUUGUUUAACCACUAUCAGAAUUUUGUAGUCACCGUACCCAUUAAACAAGUACACGAAACUACACUUUUUUCUUGGUCA